Chiroxiphia lanceolata (lance-tailed manakin) is the source of this 2407-nucleotide messenger RNA. RefSeq names its product mediator complex subunit 28 (gene MED28). The transcript is spliced from 5 exons. Bases 9 to 539 code for a protein of 176 amino acids. Gene Ontology annotation, cellular component: mediator complex. NCBI's taxonomy places the organism in Eukaryota, Metazoa, Chordata, Aves, Passeriformes, Pipridae. The record is from RefSeq and is a predicted model, not a curated record.
CUGCCGCCAUGGCGGGCGCGCUGGGCGGCAUGUUCGGCUCACAGCCGCCGGGGCCGCCUCCGCCGCCGGGGCCGCCCGGCCCGCCUGGCCUCAUCCCGCCGCCCGCGGGGCCGCGCAACCCCAACAACACGCUGGUGGACGAGCUGGAAGCGUCCUUCGAGGCCUGCUUCGCCUCGCUGGUGAGCCAGGACUACGUGAACGGCACGGACCAGGAGGAGAUCCGCACCGGUGUCGAUCAGUGUAUCCAAAAGUUUCUGGAUGUUGCAAGACAAACUGAAUGCUUUUUUCUACAAAAAAGACUGCAGCUAUCAGUCCAGAAACCAGAACAAGUAAUUAAAGAGGAUGUUUCAGAAUUAAGAAAUGAAUUGCAGAGAAAAGAAGCAUUAAUUCAGAAGCAUUUGAGUAAACUACGACACUGGCAACAGGUCCUGGAAGACAUCAGUGUACAGCACAAAAAGCCUGCAGAAAUGCCUCAAGGUCCCUUAGCUUACCUGGAACAAGCCUCUGCGAAUAUUCCUGCUCCAAUGAAGCAAACAUAAUCUUCAGUUUUACAUAGCUCAGUAUUUUCAACGGUGCAAAGCAGUGGUGUUCUUGCUUUGUAUGCUUUUUGUAUAAUGUAAUUUGUACUACAAAUAUAAAUAGUUAAGACAAGCCAAAUAAAUUAUCUUUUUUUUUUUUCCCAAAAGUAUGGACUGGUUUUAUAUUUCAAUGGAAAGUAUUCAGAGUUGCUGUUCAGGAUGCUUUCUGAUAGACGUGUGUCUCCAUUAGCAUCCUGUUCCUUCUAGAGAGGGUGGCCCUAGUUUUCCUUCUGUCUUUGCUGGUAUGAUGAAAAUACUUGCAAAGAUUAGUGUUUGAUUUUACUGGAAGAUUUUAAUGUUUUGUGAUCCAGUAAUUAUCCACGAGGACCACUGUAGAAACACCCUUAGAUUUGACUGUACUUUUUUGAAGUGAAUUGUCGUUCUUCACCAGACUUUUGUUCACCUCACAGAAGGGGUCUUGGGAUAUACAAAUUUGGUUAUUAUAGGAUGAUCUGCUCAUAGAUACCAAGGCACUCAGUGUUACUUACUGUAUACUGUUUUAUCUUCUUAAUUACAUAUAUAAAAAGUGUCUUUUUGUCAAAUCUAAUGCAAAAGUCACUUUCCAAAUCAAGCAGUUCCUUUUGGAAAAAAUACUAGAUAGCAGGGAUGAAAAGUAUUAGCCUGUAGAAGCAUUCUGCCCUUUUUGCUACCUUUUCACCACCAGUGAGGUGCAGCAGCUGUUUUGUAUUUAAUUAUUUGCGUCUGUUGGAACAACUCUUGCUGGCUGUUGGAGAGAGGAUGAGGUUAGGCUGGAGGUAUACCUCGCUCAUGGAAAAUUUCUGUUAGCUGGGCCCUGCUGGUCAAAAUUAAAUGGGGAUUCAAACCGUAUAGCAGUUGAAGAGGAGCUAUCCUACCUUAAACACCAGGCUGCUGGUUACAUAGUUCCCUCCCUGCCUUUCACAGUUACUGAUGAGUUAAUUACCUGAGGGUUAAUUUCUUUAUAGGUGUCUUUCCUCCCAGCAAUGAGUUAGCAUGAUCUGAUAAAUGUAGUCAUUCCUCCACUUUACAUUUAGGUGGGCAUAAAAGGUACAUGUGUGCAGUUCCCAUCACUCUGGAACUCAGUGUAUCAAUCUGACUCACAUUUCAGCAUAACACAGCAGUCUUUUGUAAAACACAGAAAUGGAUCAUUUACAAGCUUUAAUGUUCAUACUUACACAUCAUCCUACUUUAUCAGGCUGAUACAUGUAUUGAAAUGCAAUAGGAAUAUUGCAAUACUGACUAUACAAAACAGUUUAUUAAGCAAACCUGAAACUAUUUCUAAACCAGCCUCCUAUAAACAUGCUAUUCUUGAAGGUAUACUGCAUGCUGUACAGCUUAAGAUUAGUUUAACAAAAACCGUUAAAAACUUAAAAAAAUCACAUCAUUAUAUGCAUAACUUACUUUAAACAGCUGAUGAAUCAAAUGUAUAAAUGUACAGAAGUAAGACCUUUCUUCAGCUGGUACCAGAUUGAUAGGAUGUAUCGGAGUCCAAAUCGCAUAUUUAAUGAAAUGGUGGAGUGGUAGAGUCUCUUGAUUAUAAAAAUUUUAUAACAGUAUUUUUGCUUUUUGUUCAUUUUUUACAGAGGUUGUUAAAGAAAUGCAUUUUUUUGAAAUCCAUGCCUGUAACUCCAGAGUUAAUAGAUAAAAAAUCCUGAUCCUAUGCAUGGUGCUGUGCUCACAUGAAUGGAUAAGGCCAAAAGGUGCCAGCUACAAAACACUAGUGGGAUCUGUGCUAGUCAGGUAACUCAAACAGUUGCCUGUAACAUGCAGAGCUAAACAGCUAUGGAGAAAUGUUUGAACAUAAUUCUUAACUUGACAUUUUGAAAAAUAAAAGGAUGCUUCAAGGAUAA